UUUCUGAGAAAGUGGUUGAUUUCUGUUGGCAACAAUGGCUGUUUCCGUGAGAUUAAUGGGUCUGAUAGUAGCAUUUUGUGGUGCAGUUUCCUUCAUAUUUGGAGUUGUUGCUGAGAACAAGAAGCCAGCAGCUGGAACUCCAAUAACAGGGAAAGGUGUUGUUAUCUGCAAGUACCCCUCUGAUCCAACUGUCGUUUUGGGGUAUUUGUCUGUAGCAUUUCUCAUUGCUACUACUGUGGCUGGGUUUUUGUCUCUGUUUUACCCUUACAAAGGAAAAUCUGUUCCACAAAGUGCCUUAUUUAGAAGCGCCAGUUUUGUUGUUUUCUUCAACAUUGCUAUGUAAGCAUUCUGUUCUCAGUU
This is a messenger RNA of Corylus avellana, 360 nucleotides long. The record is from RefSeq and is a predicted model, not a curated record. Lineage: Eukaryota; Viridiplantae; Streptophyta; Magnoliopsida; Fagales; Betulaceae.